Messenger RNA from Saprolegnia parasitica CBS 223.65, 1175 nucleotides. RefSeq lists its product as hypothetical. The record is from RefSeq and is a predicted model, not a curated record. The coding region runs from base 6 to 1175 and encodes 389 amino acids. The transcript has a single exon. Lineage: Eukaryota; Oomycota; Saprolegniomycetes; Saprolegniales; Saprolegniaceae.
CAGCGAUGGGAGCGCUCCAGUCGUCCGACGACGACGGCCAUGAGUGCCACAUCAUGGCGCACCAUGAAAUCGCCGCCUUCUACGACGCGCUCAAGGUCGCGAUGGCCAAAAGGCCAGUGCUGCCCAAAACGACGCCGACGGCCGCCGAGAUCCGAGCGCGCCUCCACGAGCACGACAAGAGGAAGCACGCACUGCUCCUGCCGCUGCCAGCCCACAUGCCGACGGCACCCGUCAAGAUCACCAAGACUAUCAAGCCCGUCGACACGGCGCGAGCAGUCUCCGAGUCGGAGCUGCGCAUGCGCGAGCUCAGUGCGCGUCAAGACCACGACACAAAUGCGCUCUUUGAGGCCAUUUUGGCCUUCAAGGCGUCAUGUAGCACGCAAGAGGCUUUCCUGGACGGUCUCGCGGGCUGCCAGCGGGCCCAGCGGCUCUGGCGCCAGCAUCAGUACGAUUCGUCGCACGACCUCGAGCUGCUUUGCAAGGUGCAGCAAAAGGCACGCGAUGCAUCUGGCGCAGGUGCCCUCACCGCAAAGCUCGCGUAUCGCGAGCCAACGAUCGAUGGUCGCCUCAAGAAGCUCGCGCUGGCCGCGUCGCUCGUCUCGUCGAACGUGCCGCCAACAUCGGGGCAGAUCUUCUACAACCAGUCGGUCACGGACCACAAACUCUUGCUCGAGAAGCAGUUGUGCUGGGAGCAAGACCUGCUGCACAUCUCGGUCGACGUCAAAAGCGAGCUGCACGACAGCGUCUUCUUGGACCGCUCCGUCGUGGAUACGAUCUACAACCUCGUGGCACUCGCACCGUUCUUCCAAACCAACUUGAUGGUGGAGGCGGUCGCGCUCGCCGAGACGUUCUGGGUCCAUCCCAAACAGUUUUGGUGGACCGCCGUACACGCUUGCGUCGACAUGGACCAGUGCGAACUGCUGCUGUGGAUGCUGCCGCAAAAGCCCAUGAUCACGCUGCGCCAUGUCGUCAAGACGUGCUUGGAAGCUAAGAAGAUUGCCGCCGCCGAAGCCCUCGCCAAGCAAGAGCCCAACGCAACGGAGCGCAGCGAGUUGCUGCAGAUGGUGCAUCGGGCACAAGGCCCCAGCGCCGCGUCACCGACGACAGCUGCUGCGAAACCUCCGCCGCCUGCACCAAAGGUACCCUUGCCUGCACCGUCGAUGCAGAGCAUUUAG